GUCGAUAAAAAAAAAAACCAUUGGUCGUGCCUUAUACAUGGUUCGAUAAAUCCAAUAUUUAUUUAUUUUUUAAUCCUUAAAUAAUAUUUUUUAACCAGCAAGUGUGUCUUUGACAUCUCAAUUUCGUUUGGAUAAUUUGGAGAUUCCAAAUUUUGGAACAAAUACACAGUAAAAAAAGAGAAGAAACCAUCAAAAUGUACGGACAAAAACAGAUACUGCAAUGUUUGGCCGUUGCAUUAAUAUUGGCAGUGCUUAACUUUCAUCGAACGGCCAUUAAACGGAACCGUGAAAUUAUAAAACCAAGAAUAAUACGUAAAGUAGGCACGGGCAGCUCGAAAAUCAAACAAAUGGAUGAGGAAAAUAUUUGUGUAUCAAACGAUGGUAAUUUCACUGGCUAUUGCAUACGAUACCCAUUUGGUCGAAAUGUGUGUGCUAAUCAUGACUCCGAUUUUCUAUGCCGACACAAUUGUUUUGACAAAUUUGAUACAUGGCUACGGAAACAAUGCCAGGCAAACUGUUGCAUUAGAAGGAGCACAGCAAUCACUUUAAAUACAAUUAAUUUUAAAACGAUGACUACGACGGUGGCGGCGGCUAUCACCGCCGCAACAAAAACAAAUGGCUCGCAGAGAACACGUAAUGUUGAGAAUGCGCUGAUGAAGUACGUGGGCGAGAAUGGCGCAAGUCUGCAUAUUAAACAAUGUGAACGAGCGAAAACAAUUAUCGAACCAAUCAAUGAAAAAUUGAUGGGUACGAAACAUAUCAAUCCAGUGGGAGAGUAUGAAUGUAAAAUUCGAUCGGACAACGACGACGAAUUUAUUUGUAAAAACACCACGUCAGAUACAACAGUUGAUUUUGUUAAACUGGAGACCAUCAACAAAACGAAAAUCGCCGCCACAACCAUGGAAUAUCACGAUUUUCUGUUCAAUUUGGGAUUACCGGAAACUAAAACGGGAUCAACGCAAUCUUUUGAUCGUUUGAGUACGAUGUCAUCUACAUUUCUGGCCUUUAUCUCACUUCUCGUGGCCAUUUUCACAAUUCGAAUUAUGUGGAAACUCUUCAUGACCGAUCAUACCGAAGCUUUUCUGCGGGUAAUAGAGAUGCGUCGUACGUUACACGAUCGAUUGGAGCAAAUCCAUGCCGACUUGAAUCAAGAACGAGAGAACGAGGCAAACAACAAUAUUACUGACAAUAGCAUUUCUGACUCGGAACAUCCUGAAGAUGAAGCUUUUACCCAGGACAAUUCAAUCAAUAUUGCAGAUAACAAGGAAACUGAUAGCGGCGACGCAGAGACCAAAAGCACACAACAAACGUCGGAGCAAUCAAUGUAG
Molecule: messenger RNA, 1328 nt
Organism: Sitodiplosis mosellana (orange wheat blossom midge)
Lineage: Eukaryota; Metazoa; Arthropoda; Insecta; Diptera; Cecidomyiidae
Exons: 4
Coding region: 195-1328 (377 amino acids)
Source: RefSeq, a predicted model, not a curated record